AUGGCGGUGCGCCGGACGCUUUCCACGCGGGCGUGGAUCGACAGCGUGUCGCCGAUCCGCACCGGGCUGCGGAACGCCAUCUCGUUGACGGCCGCGGUGACCACGCGCCCGCGCGCGCGUUCGGCGGCGGCGAUGCCGGCGGCCAGAUCCAUCUGCGCCAUCACCCAGCCGCCGAAAAUGUCGCCCGCCGCAUUGGCAUCGCCCGGCAUGGCCAGCGUCCUGAGCGUCGGCGUGCCCGCCGGCGCGGACGGACAGGCCAUGCCGCAGACAAUCCGUGCCGCCGUCUGCCGCGCCUUCGGCGAACCGAUGCGCAUCGAAGAUGUCACGCUCGCCGAUCCGGGGCCGGACGAGGUGCUGGUCGCCGUCAAGGCGUGCGCCAUCUGCCAUUCCGACAUCACCUAUGCCGACGGGGGCUGGGGCGGCGAUCUGCCUCUGGUGCUCGGCCAUGAGGCGGCGGGUCUGGUCGAGGCCGUGGGCGACAAUGUCAGCCAUGUCAGGCCGGGCGAUACGGUGGUCGUCACGCUGAUCCGCGCCUGCGGCGCCUGCCAUUAUUGCAGCGCCGGCCGGGACUAUCUGUGCGAGACGGUCUUCGAUCUCGACCGGCGUUCGCCGUUGACCGACGCAUCGGGCGCACCGCUCGGCCAUGGCCUGCGCACCGGUGCGUUCGCCGAAAAGCUCGUCGUCGAGAAAAGCCAGCUGGCGCGCGUCGAUCCGGCCAUUCCCUUCGAGUCGGCGAGCCUUCUUGCCUGCGGUGCGAUUACCGGCGUCGGCGCGGUGACCAAUACCGCGAAGAUGCCCCGGGGCGCCCAUGCGGCGGUGAUCGGCUGCGGCGGGGUGGGGCUGAACGCGGUGCAGGGCGCGCGCAUCGCCGGUGCCGCCUCGAUCAUCGCCAUCGACCUGUCGCGCGAGAAACUCGAUGCCGCAGAACGGCUUGGCGCGACGGCCACCAUCGACCCGAUCCACGAGGAUGCCGUCGACAAGGUGCUGGCGGCGACCGGCGGGCGCGGCGCCGACUUCGUGUUCGUCGCCUCGGGCGCGCCCGCCGCGCUUGAAAGCGCGGCCAGCUAUGUCGGCAAGGCGGGAACUGUGGUGAUCGUCGGCAUGCCCCACAGCGAUGUCACGAUCGGCUACAACCCCUCCAAUGUGGCAAGCUGGGGCCAGCGCAUCCUCGGCUCGAAAAUGGGCUCGGCCUGCGUGUGCCGCGACGUGCCGCAUCUGGCCGGGCUUUAUGGCGACGGGGUGCUGCAACUCGAUUGGCUGGUUACCGCCCGCUACACGCUCGAUCAGAUCAACGAGGCGAUCGCGGCGACCAGGGCUGGCCAGGGCCUGCGCAAUACCUUCAUCGUCGGUACGCCGGAGGGCACGCCGGGCGGGCGCUACCUCAUCUUCGUCAAGCUGACCGAUUCGGACGGCGUCGUCGGCUACGGCGAAGCCUAUGGCGCGACCUUCGGCCCCAAGACCAUGGCGGCGAUGAUCGCCGACGCCGCCGAACGGCAUCUGUUGGGCCGCGAUCCGCACAAUAUCGAGGCGCUGUUCCGGCGCUGCUAUUCGUCCGGCUUCACGCAGCGGCCGGACGUUUCGAUGAUGGGCUGUUUCUCGGCGCUGGAGAUGGCCUGCUGGGACAUUGUAGGCAAGCAUGCGGGCCAGCCCGUGCACCGGCUGAUCGGCGGCGCGGUGCAGACCCGGCUGCGCUCCUACACCUAUCUCUACCCGGCCACCGGCUCGAUCUAUCCGGCCGAGACGGACGGCCGGAACGUCUACAACGAUCCCGACAUGGCCGCCGAGGCGGCGCUGCAAUGGGUCGAGCGCGGCUUCACCGCGGUCAAGUUCGACCCGGCCGGGCCCUAUACGAUCCACGAUCCGCACCAGCCGCUUCUGGCCGACAUAGAGCGCUCGGCGGCGAUGGUGGCCGCGGUGCGCGAAGCGGUCGGCACGCGGGCGGACAUCUUGUUCGGCACGCACGGCCAGUUCACGCCUUCGGGCGCGGCACGCAUGGCGAAAGCCAUCGAACCUUAUGAUCCGCUGUGGUUCGAGGAACCCGUGCCGCCCGACAUGCCCGAGGCGAUGGCGCAGUUUGCGGCGAAAACCACGAUCCCCGUCGCGACCGGCGAGCGGCUGACGACCAAAUACGAGUUCGCGCGGCUGCUGGCGCUCGGGGCCGCGCAGAUCGUCCAGCCCGAUCUCGGACGGUCCGGCGGCAUUCUGGAGACCAAGAAGAUCGCGGCGAUCGCCGAAACACAUCACGCGCUGGUCGCGCCGCAUUGCUAUUGCGGGCCGAUCGCGGCGGCGGCCAACAUCCAGCUUGCCGCGACGCUGCCGAAUUUCCUCAUUCUCGAAGCGAUCAGGGACUGGACCGGCUUUCACGCCGAUCUUCUGGACCGGCCCCUGGUGUUCGACGAUGGCGAUACGCUGGUGCCGACCGAGCCGGGCCUCGGCGUGGCCCUGAACGAGGAUGUGGCCCGCGCGCACCCCUAUGAGGGGCCGGACCUGCAUCUGGUGAUGGAGGAUGCACCGGUGCGCCCGUGA
This is a messenger RNA of Effrenium voratum, 2526 nucleotides long. Lineage: Eukaryota; Dinophyceae; Suessiales; Symbiodiniaceae. The record is from the annotation of a GenBank genome assembly.